Myripristis murdjan (pinecone soldierfish) is the source of this 3558-nucleotide messenger RNA. It is a transcript of the gene pnpla8, whose product is annotated as patatin-like phospholipase domain containing 8. Gene Ontology annotation, biological process: arachidonate metabolic process. Lineage: Eukaryota; Metazoa; Chordata; Actinopteri; Holocentriformes; Holocentridae. The record is from RefSeq and is a predicted model, not a curated record. The transcript has 9 exons. Gene Ontology annotation, cellular component: membrane. Bases 1 to 2274 code for a protein of 757 amino acids.
AUGUCGCGGAUCAGAACCACGCUGGACAGCGUCACCAAGGCGGUUGGCAGCACUGACCUCAUUUCCAGGUUCUCCCGUCUCAAGCCUAGCAGUGCUACAGCUGGUGGUACCAAUGCAGACAAGGUUCUGGUCAAAGCAGAGCCUUUAGCCUCCAACAAUACAGCCACAGCCACACCAGCUGACACCAGGGAAAACACCAUGAAACCGCCAGAACAAGACCAGGAGAAAGUAGUGGAGGAAGAGUCAAACAAGCAGCAGCAGCAAGUUCCAGAAACACCUUUUGUUGCCGCCAAGAUGCCCAAACCUAGUCUUGCAGCAGCAGCAAGUGCAUCUGUAGCAAACUCUUCCUCGACCGUGGCCAAACAAACUUUGCAGCUGUUUCACCCAACAGCUCUCUCAGCCAACAUGGAUGAGACCUACAGCACUCUGGCUAAGCAUGUCAACAGCUACUUUGGCAGCAGCACACACAAUCAGGGGGAAGACUGCUCUGACACGCCUCAUCAUCAGCAGCAGAGCAAAGGGGAUGCUCCUGUUUCUGAGCCUGUGGUCAUCCCUGUGCCUCAGUGUGCCGGAGAACACAUUCCGGUUUUGUCUCCAGUGGCAGAAGCUAAGUCUGUUGAAACCACUACUACCUCUCCACUCCCUACUCCUCCCCCAGACAAAGUCAGCCCUCCAGUAGGGGCGCCCUCCUCUGAUACCCCAGCACCAGAAAGUGCAGCUCCCAUGCCAGCUACCUCUCCUAAGAAAGGCUUCACCCACUAUUUGUCCUACCCUCGGCCGAGUGUUCAGGCAUUCGUUGGCAGCUACAUCGCACCACUCGUUCCAAAGUUCAGUCGUGAUUCUAAAAGCAUCACAGUUGAGAAAGACAAGUCUCCCUCAUCUGAUGCCGAAGAGGAUGGAGAGAAGGCAGUGGAGAAGACAGAAAGUGAGGAGGAGAAAACCGAGAAGGCCAGGCAACUGCUGCUGACUCAAAGAGAGAAGAUUAUAGCCAGGGUGAGUGUGGACAACAGGACCAGAGCUCUGGUGAAAGGCUUGCACAGAGUCACUGACGUCAGACUACUUACUAAUCGAGUAGAGGAGCUCAGCUAUCACCUCCUGGAGUUCCCUGAGACUCGAGGUGUGGCCAUUAAGGAGAGUGUGCUGCCCUGCCUGCUGCGAUUGCGCCAGGCUAGAGAUCUUCCUCUUCAAGCUGCUGUCCGAGAAGCGCUGGCCCUGGUGGGCUACACUGACCCAGUCAGAGGCAGAGGGAUUCGGGUGCUGGCUAUAGAUGGAGGGGGAACAAGAGGACUGGUGGCCUUGCAGACUCUCUACAAGUUGCAGAGCCUGACAGGCAAACCCAUCCACCAGCUCUUUGACUACAUCUGCGGAGUCAGCACAGGUGCCAUCCUGGCCUUCAUGCUGGGGGUGUUUCAGAUUCCCCUGGACGAGUGUGAGGAGAUGUACAGGAAGCUGGGCUCGGACGUCUUCAAGCAGAAUGUCAUUGUCGGCACCGUGAAGAUGGGCUGGAGCCAUGCCUUCUACGACAGCGAAGUCUGGGAAAACAUCCUGAAGGAAAGGAUGGGUGAGGGGCUUAUGGUUGAAAGUGCCAGGGACCCAAACUGCCCUAAAGUAUCAGCAGUGAGCACCAUUGUGAACAGGGGUCUGCCUCUAAAGGCCUAUGUGUUCAGAAACUACAGGCUCAUGCCAGGGGUGAGAUCUCACUACCUUGGCGACUGCAAACACAAAAUGUGGCAGGCAAUCCGGGCCUCAUCUGCUGCCCCGGGCUACUUCCAGGAGUUUGUGCUGGGAAAAGACCUCCACCAGGACGGAGGCCUCCUGAUAAACAACCCCACAGCGUUGGCCAUCCAUGAGUGUAAGUGUCUGUGGCCCAACACACCAGUGCAGUGUGUGGUGUCUCUGGGCACCGGACGUUACGAGACGGGGGGGAAGAACAGCACCACAUACACCAGCCUCAAGGCCAAGCUCACCAACGUCAUCAGCAGUGCCACUGAUACUGAGGAGGUGCACACCAUGCUGGAUGCCCUCCUGCCACCCGACACCUACUUCCGCUUCAAUCCCUACAUGAGCGAGGACAUCCCAUUGGACGAGAGCCGGCGGGAGAGGCUGAACCUCCUCAAGACCGAGGGUGAGCGCUACCUGGAGCGCAACGAGGCCAAGCUGAGGAAGGCGGCCAGCGUGCUGAGCCAGGAGAAGAGCGCCAUUCAGAGGCUGGCCGAGUGGGCCAAACUGAAGGCUGACAUGUACGAAGGCCUCCCCUUCGUCUCCAAGCUGUAGGGGUCAGUAUGCUGUGUGACAAUAAGAAGACCUGGCCUGCAAAACUCAUGAGACCAAGACCUCAUAGUGAAAAAUUCAGAAAAGAAAAUAGAACAAAUUGGAACGUCUGCUGUACCUGUGCUGUUUGGUCAUUAAUUCUUUUUGGAGAAUCCACAGCUACAGCGACAGCUUCCAGAGGCAGUUUGGAAUGAAGUACCAAAUCUCGCCUUGAUUACAGUUUGACCCUCAUGCCGCUGACACACGAAGGACAAUUUAGGAACUAGGACUGAUUUCAAAAGGAGAGACAUAAAAAGUGUGAGGUAACUGAUGUGAGAUGAAUUGUUUAUGCCCUAUGUAAGAGAGUAUGUGUCUCCUGAGACAGAGAUGAUAUCCCCUAUGAAUAUAGUUUGGCAAAUAUUGAUACUUUAUGAGGAAAUCAUAGAUUUGAUUGAUCAGAAAUAGGAAUUUCCUGUAUGUGUAAGUAAGUUCAUGAAUGAAUGAAUUGACAGGAACUGUUUGUUGGGUGAUUUGGCUGUGGAGCACACAAGGAAGGUACUUGUGGCAGGACACAUGUCAGUGUUAUUGGCAAUUUAUGCCAUUGUGAUAACUAUAGAUUUUUUAAAAUUCAAAAUAAUGCAUAUAUGACUGGUAUUUCAAAUACAUCUCAUUCCCGGUAACUUGAAUGCAUUGAAAUUCAUUUCAUAAUUUAAUAGAGGACAUCAACAGGACUGCCUGUUUCUAACACUGUACUGAAAAAGGACUUCAUGCACUUUGUAAAAUUAUAGUCUUAACUUGUCUGUUAGGAUGGAAAUGUAAAUAAUGAUUUAAGUGAUAAUCAAUUGUCUAAGUGUUCUUGGUUGAGUUAAAGAAUAUAGCAUAACAAAAGCACAUGCUUUUUAUGAAGAGAAACACAGCUACUUCUUGAGUUUCAUUGUCCUCAAAUGUAAUAGUGGUGCUCGCCACACUGUAAUUCACUCUGAUCCCUUGGAUGAAAAACAGUACCGUUAUUGUCAUGGUGAUAAGCAUGCUCUGCUCUGUCUGAGCCAUGUGCUAUGGACCACGAGUUAUUUCUGGGGGUUGACAAUAAGAAGUUUUUUGCACUUACCCCUGAGCAUGCUCGAACCUAAUUCCUCCUCCUCAGCUAAUGUUAGUGUACCUUUCACUUUAUAACACUUGACACACUUUUAUAAAUUGUGAGAACUAACCUAACUGCCUUGAUUCCUCCCUUCUUCAGUGCUUGGUGGAACAUGUAAAAAAAAACUAAACCUGAAAUUGUUGUGAAAAAAUAAAACUUGGUUUCCAAAA